AUGUCGGCAAGGCUGGACGAGCUGCAAGCAACGCUGUUCACCGCAGGCCAAAAGCUCAACGAUGUGACCGGAUAUUCGAGCAUUGAAGCCCUGAAGAAGAGAAUAGUAGAACAAGAAUCGCAACUGCUCUCGCUCCGCUCCGCAAUCCGCGCCGCAAAACAGGCCUACACAGAAGCAAUCGCAAGCCGUUCCUCCUCCCAGCGCGAAGUCAAUGAACUCCUCCAACGAAAGCACACAUGGCUCCAUCAUGACGUCGAACGUUUCACCGAGCUCUACCGCUCCGAUCACCUUAACGAACAAGCCGAAGCCGCAGCUGCAUCCAGACUCACAGAGUUAGAGGGACAAGCGGAAGAGUUACAAGCAGAUCUGGGAAAGAACAUCUUAUCGAGGUAUCAUGAGGAGCAGAUUUGGAGUGAUAAGAUUCGGCAGGCGAGUACGUGGGGAACGUGGGGGUUGAUGGGAUUCAAUGUGUUGUUAUUUGCUACGACGUUGUUUUUGGUUGAGCCGUGGAAGAGGAGGAAGCUUGUUAGUGGAUUUGAAGAUAGGGUGAGGACUGUGUUGAAGGAGGAAGGCAUUGUCCGGAAGGAAGGAGCGGUUGGGGCGACGGCAGCACCUGCGGAAAUGCCAUCAGUGGAGGAUGUCAAGGCACAGGCAGUUGACCAGGAGGCUCUGGUAGCAAGGUUGAGUGCCGCUAUGGAGGAGUCUCAAAAGGUACUGGAGAACUAUGUCAGCCUCGCGUCUACCACUAGGGCCGAGUUGGAGAUUGACCCUCCUCUUGUCGGCGCAGUUUCGUCCGCAUCUCCCACCUCACCCCGCUCAUCCCUUGACAUCAUGCGCUCAGCCUUUGCCGCCUUCCACCAAGCACCCAUGGAAAUCAUCCGAACCGUUUUCACCAAGGAGAACGUUCAAGCCAUCGUACCUGCGACGAAAGCAAGUGUGGAGAGUCUGGUUAGUGAAGAACAGAUCUCAUUGAGCAGGAAGGAUGUUACGGUCAUUGCGGCUGAAAGUGCGGUUGCAGGUGCGGUGCUUAUGGGGCUGAUUACUUGGAUGUUGAGGGGUUAG
This is a messenger RNA of Saitoella complicata NRRL Y-17804, 1062 nucleotides long. RefSeq lists its product as uncharacterized. Lineage: Eukaryota; Fungi; Ascomycota; Saitoellomycetes; Saitoellales; Saitoellaceae. Gene Ontology annotation, cellular component: mitochondrial inner membrane. The transcript has 2 exons. The record is from RefSeq and is a predicted model, not a curated record. Gene Ontology annotation, biological process: inner mitochondrial membrane organization. The coding region runs from base 1 to 1062 and encodes 353 amino acids.